UCAACAGAGCGACAGCAGCGUCUCUUACCGAGGAUCCGGAGGUUUUGUUCAGGGGGGACAGGUGACAGCGCACACCGACCGACAUCAAACCGCCUGAGCGUCCAUCGGUGGAAAUUACUGCUCUUUCACACAGACACACACACCCCCCGCGCGCACCCUCCGAUUGCCUCAAUAGAUGUUACUCAACUACAUGCACUCCGAUCUGAUCAUCUAAGCCCGGUCCACCAAGAUGGAAAAUGCGCACACUAAAUCGGCGACUGAAGUUUUAGCCAACUUCGGCGUGAACGAAAACACUGGGCUGAAUCUGGAGCAAGUCAAAGUCAAUUUUGAGAAAUAUGGACCGAACGAGCUCCCUGCUGAAGAAGGGAAGUCCCUUUGGGAGCUGGUGGUGGAGCAGUUUGAAGACCUCCUGGUCAGGAUCCUGCUGCUAGCGGCCUGCGUCUCCUUUGUGUUGGCUCUGUUUGAAGAGGGAGAGGAGACAACCACCGCCUUUGUUGAGCCAAUUGUUAUUCUUUUGAUCCUCAUCGCCAACGCUGUUAUCGGGGUCUGGCAGGAGCGGAAUGCCGAGAAUGCCAUCGAGGCUCUGAAAGAGUAUGAACCAGAGAUGGGAAAGGUGUACCGCAUAAACCGUAAGGCUGUCCAGAGGAUCAAAGCCAGAGACAUCGUCCCAGGAGACAUAGUGGAGGUGGCAGUUGGUGACAAGGUUCCUGCUGACAUCAGGGUCACCUCUAUAAAAUCCACCACCCUGCGAGUAGACCAGUCCAUUCUCACAGGGGAGUCCGUGUCUGUCAUCAAACACACUGACCCCGUUCCCGACCCCAGAGCUGUCAACCAGGAUAAAAAGAACAUGCUGUUUUCUGGUACCAACAUCGCUUCAGGCCGCGCCAUAGGUGUUGUUAUCGCUACAGGUGUCAGCACAGAAAUUGGUAAGAUCCGUAAUCAGAUGGCCGCUACAGAACAGGAGAGGACACCGCUGCAGCAGAAGCUGGACGAGUUCGGCCAGCAGCUCUCUAAGGUCAUUUCCCUGAUCUGCGUGGCUGUGUGGGUCAUCAACAUCGGCCACUUCGGGGAUCCUGUCCACGGUGGCUCCUGGGUGCGAGGGGCCAUCUAUUACUUUAAGAUCGCCGUGGCCUUGGCUGUGGCCGCCAUCCCAGAGGGGUUACCAGCCGUCAUCACCACCUGCCUGGCCCUCGGCACACGUCGAAUGGCCAAGAAGAACGCCAUUGUUCGCAGCCUGCCCUCUGUGGAGACCCUGGGGUGCACCUCUGUUAUCUGCUCUGAUAAGACCGGCACCCUCACCACCAACCAGAUGUCUGUUUGCAGAAUGUUUGUUGCCGACAAGGCAGAUGAUUCAAGCUGCUCCCUUCAUGAAUUCUCCAUCACUGGUUCUACAUAUGCCCCUGAUGGACAAGCAAUGAAAGGAGACAAGCCUAUCCAAUGUGGAGACUAUGAUGGACUUUUGGAGUUGGCCACCGUGUGCUCCAUGUGCAAUGACUCCUCACUGGACUACAAUGAGGCCAAAGGGAUUUAUGAGAAGGUGGGUGAAGCCACAGAGACUGCUCUCACCACCUUGGUGGAGAAGAUGAACGUCUUUAAGACUGACCUGUCUGGAAUCAGCAAGGUGGAACGUGCCGGGGCCUGCAACUCGGUGAUCAGACAGUUGAUGAAGAAGGAGUUCACCCUGGAGUUCUCCCGUGACCGCAAGUCCAUGUCCGUCUACUGCACCCCGACCAAGCCGGGCUCCCAGAGCAAAAUGUUCAUCAAGGGUGCUCCGGAGAGUGUGAUUGAACGCUGCCAGUACCUGCGUGUGGGAACAGCGAAGGUGACACUGACACCGGCCAUCCGUGAACAACUGCUGUCUAAGAUCCGGGAAUGGGGAACUGGCAGGGACACCCUGCGAUGCCUGGCGCUGGCUACCCAUGACAACCCGCCACGCAAAGAGGAGAUGGACUUGGAGAAUUCCAGCAAGUUUGCACAGUAUGAGUUGGGCCUGACAUUCGUUGGCUGCGUGGGCAUGCUCGACCCUCCCAGGAAGGAGGUGAUUGGUUCAGUGAAACUGUGCAACGAGGCAGGUAUUCGUGUCAUCAUGAUCACAGGAGACAACAAGGGCACAGCUGUGGCCAUCUGCAGACGUAUUGGCAUCUUCUCCGAGGAUGAGGAGGUGACGGGAAAGGCCUACACAGGCCGCGAGUUUGAUGAUCUCCCGCCGGAUGCACAGAGAGAAGCUGUCAAACGGGCUAGGUGCUUCGCCCGCGUCGAACCAGCUCACAAGUCCAAGAUCGUCGGAUAUCUGCAAUCAUUCGAUGAGAUUACUGCUAUGACUGGUGAUGGUGUGAACGAUGCCCCGGCCCUGAAGAAAGCAGAGAUCGGCAUCGCCAUGGGCUCUGGCACGGCUGUGGCCAAGUCUGCGUCUGAGAUGGUGCUGUCUGAUGAUAACUUCUCCACCAUAGUGGCUGCCGUGGAGGAGGGCAGAGCCAUCUACAACAACAUGAAGCAGUUCAUCAGAUACCUCAUCUCCUCUAACGUGGGAGAAGUCGUCUGCAUCUUCCUGACAGCUAUCCUGGGUCUCCCUGAGGCUUUGAUUCCAGUCCAGCUGCUGUGGGUAAAUCUGGUGACUGAUGGGCUGCCUGCCACUGCUCUGGGCUUUAACCCCCCAGACCUGGACAUCAUGGACAAACCUCCCCGCAAUUCAAAGGAGCCUCUCAUCUCUGGCUGGCUCUUCUUCAGAUACCUGGCCAUUGGAGGAUAUGUGGGUCUUGGAACAGUUAGUGCUGCCACAUGGUGGUACCUGUUUGAUGAAGAAGGCCCACAAGUGUCUUUCUAUCAGCUGAGACACUUCAUGCAGUGCACCGAAGAAAACCCCAUGUUCAAGGAUAUAGACUGCGAGGUGUUUGAAUCCCGCUACCCUACAACCAUGGCCCUGUCUGUGCUGGUCACUAUCGAAAUGUUCAAUGCACUCAACAGUUUGUCUGAGAACCAGUCCCUGGUCAGGAUGCCUCCCUGGGUCAAUAUUUGGCUACUUGGAGCCAUCAUCCUCUCUCUGUCCCUCCACUUCUUCAUCCUCUACGUCGAGCCUCUGCCGUUGAUUUUCCAGGUGACCCCUCUGCGCUGGUCCCAGUGGAUCGUGGUCCUGAAGAUUUCCAUCCCAGUCAUCCUCCUGGAUGAGGCACUGAAAUACAUCUCCAGGAACCAUCUAGAAGGUGAUGAGGAGAAGAAAUACCGGAGGAGAUGGCAGCAGAACUAAGACCUCUCCCACAACACACUCACACAGUUAGACACACGCCUACCCUCCUCUUCCCUUAACGAGUUAAAAACCUUUUUCUCUCCCCUGUCCUCGUUCCCCCCCACUCCUGCAUGUCCAACAACAACAACAACAACAACAACAACAACAACAACCACCACUAGAAUUGAGCAGGGCUUACAUGAGAAUGGGUGCGCAAGAAAAGAGAGCAUGCGUGUUCUUGCCAGCAUGGCUUUGUAUGAGUGCCUGAGUAAAUGAGUGCGUGUUUGUGUGUGUGUGUGUGUGUGUGUGUGAGAGAGCAGGCAGAUGCAGGCAUUUCGUUAUAGAUGCGAGAGCAAGAAACAACCGCAGGAAAAAAAAAAGAUACAACUGCCCAGAGCUCCGCUUUUCAAAGAUUUCUGCUCAUUGUUUUCUUUUUUUUUGUUUUUGUUUUUGUUUUUUUAUUGUACAGUACAAACAUAGUGGUGCAGUAGCUGGACUUGAGGAAAAAAGGAGAGGGAGGACAGGGGAACGGAGGUGGAUAAUACUUGGUGGGAUUUGGUGGGGAGGGGAGGCGGGUGUUUUGAAAUCAGCACAAAGACCGAAAGAGAGAUUGAGAGGCGAAGCGUGCUGCGGAGAAGACCGCAGAGAGACUGGCGUUCACUCUGGCAAAAGAAGAGCAUCAGAAAGAACGUGGAAGAUGAGAAAAAACAACAUCCGACUCAUGAGGCUGGCCAGGUUUUUGUCACCCACACUACUGGCAUCGAAUCUCAGCCAGCUCAGUAGGAGCGCGGCCUCAUCAGCACAACACAAUAAUAUAUCAUCGCUCUUCAUCAUCGCCCUCACCACAUAACAUCUAACUCCUGUUUGAUCGUGUUUUACGCACAACUACUCUCCUCUUGCCCGUCUCGCUCUCUCUCUCUCUCUCUCUGUCUGUCUCUCUCUCUGUCUUUCUCUCUCUCUCUCUGUCUCUCUCUCUCUCUCUCCCUCUCUCUCUCCAUCUCUCUCUCUCUCGCUGUUGAGGAGGCAGCUGUGGGCCCGGGUGGCGACUCAUCGGGCUCUUGAGUUGGGUGUGGAGAUGUUGCUCCGCCUAAAGGUGUGAAUAGCUUUACGCUGCUUGGCCGCUUCCUUCAGCUCUUUAUUCGAGGAGCUGAGGUCAGCUUGCAGACUUGGCAAAACUGAAAAAAAAAUGGAAAGAGGAAAAGAAAAAAAAAAAAAAAAGAAAAAAAAGAAGUGACGAGUCAAACAGCAACCAAACCAGCAUAUCAGCAGUGUAGUUGUCAGCCAGUCCUCCUGGCUGGUCCUAUUAGGCCUGACCUUAAUGUCCCAUCUGCUGCGCUGCCAUUGGAGUUUCAGCUGUCAAUCAUCCUGGCAAGUUAUUUCAAUCGAGUAAAUUAAAGAUAGAUUUUAACAAGUGGAUGAUGCUUCGUGACAUUUUGGGCAGAAUAAGGAUCUCAUCUACCUUUAAUUUAUUCAGUUAUUUCUAAUACUGCACCAGUGCUUACAGUAGGUGAAUGUGCACAUAGCCUUACUUGAAUUAAUCGGUCUAAUUUGACUUGGUAGGCUUUUCAGUUUUUGAAUGGCACAGAUGAUGUAGUUAAAGUAAGUUAAGGAACGGCUAAUGAACUGCUUGAUUGUGUCAGUCUUACAUCACUCGGUCAUGAAUCAUUUAUAUAUUAAGCACAGCAAACAUCCAUGCCUUAUACAUACAGCCCACUGCACCUCCACAUUGAAGAUGUGGUCAAAAUGAAUGUGUCUCUUUUAGCCUUUAAUUACCUUUUCACCCACCCCCACCACCCUCAUUCAUACGUGCCCAAAUACUGAGAUUCAUUCAAUACUGAUCACUUGAGGUCUUAAAGACUCUGAAUGUCCACCUGGUCAGUGGCCUGUUUAAUAGGAAACCCUUUUAUGUUGUGCUUUGUGCGCUUCUCCCUCAGCUCCUCCUGCUCUCUCAGUGCUUUAGCGACUCACUUGGGUAUUGUUUUAUAAUGACUUAAUAAUAAUGUAUUUGACUGAAUGAACCCACGGGGUUUGGAUUGUGUCUUUUAAGUCUUAAUUAUGGGUUUUGUGUGGGCCCUGGUGCUAUGUGGACUGGGUCAGGCUGACACAGUGGUUACUAUUGGUCUUUUGUCGUAUCUGAAUAGGACAGAGGAGAGUGUGCACAUUUAAAAAAAGAAAAGAAAAAGCAUUUGUAAAAGAAGGUACUUGAUCAAAAACACCUACAGGGAGAAAAAAUGGAAAUUGGAUCUGCACUCUGUGUCAGAUGCUUUUGAUGAAUUUAAUAAAGCAAUGUUUCAAUCACAGAGAUCUUUAAGGCAACUGUUGAAGAUUUCUGUGAGAUUGAAACAUUCUUUAAAUUCAAUUUACUGAGUUAUUGACACAGUUUUCUCACUUUUCUUGCUUCCAGACCUGCUUCCAACAAAGCACGGUUUAGAAUCUAAGGGAAAAUCCACUUAAACAAACAAAUCUAUGAAUCUAUUUUAUUCCUCUGUAGUAUAUUUUCCUCACUCAAGUAGAUUAAGUGUCCAAACUUGGACAACAUGACAUUACCAAGUCUAGAUAUUUCCAGCUCCACAUGUUCUCUGGGGCUUGUAAAGAGAGGAUUCUUGGCAAUUCACAAUAUGGCAAUCACUAACUUAAAUAGAAGUAAAAGAAGCAGAUUGUGGGAAAGUUAUACUAAAGCCUCGAUUUGAAUUAGAUUGAACACAGAACAUGAGAAUGUGGCAUCUCUGUCCAGACCAGCAGACCACCUGUCCCUGUCCCAUGUCUCCAUGGCUCUGUAACAUGCUGGCACUCUGGCCACCAGGCACUAUAGGUCUGUAUAGCCUUGUUAUUUACUACUGAAUCCUCAACUCUGUACAGAAGAUGAGAAUAUGAUCGCAUGGAACCUUGUUACUGUAAUAAUAACCUAUACAGUAUAUAAUAUUUAAUUUUUUGAUAACUUACAUCAAUGUACUUACCAACAUCAGACAGACUUGCGAGAAAGCAUUUUUAUUUUUAUUUUGAGCACAUGGUAUCUAAGGAUCUCUCUCUCUCUCUUUCUCUUUCUCUCUCUUUUUUUUUCUCCAUAGAAUAGAAAGGUUGUUUCUUAAAUGUUCCCGUUUGGUUUUUACAGUUGCUGGGGUUUUGUGUCUUUUACUGUAGGGAAAGAAUAUGAUGUUACCAUGUUUAAGAUAGACAAGAAUCAUGCUUACGCUAAUUAAUUGACGCUGAUCAUGUCAGUGAUAGUUAUCUGGUGUGAGAAUGUUCAAGAAUUUGUGAAUGAACUGUGUAUGGUUUACACUGAGAGAUAAGCAGUGAUGAAUCCUGGGUUAUGAAGUUUUAUGACUGUACAUUGAAGGGCUUGAUGUGGAUGCAGGCUCUAGAGACCCCUGACAAUCCUUCUGGGUAUGACAUUUUUUGGGAAGUUGACUCUUCCGGCACGGUACUCAAAGUCUUUUACCAUCUUUAGAAGAAUAACCAUCCUUAGUGACAGUAGAGGAAUGAAGUUCAUAUCGGUAACAUCUAACCAACAGCUCCCUUUUUCUCUGUCUAUACAAACAAGUAACCAGUCUCUAGAGCCUGAGUACCACCUCUGAGAAAAUAAAAGGAUUCUCUGUAUUGCCUUGUUAAUAUUAAUUGUGGACACAUAAUUUUAUAAAUGACAAAGACGUGGAAAUAAAGAUUAUUUAUCUUGUUA
Messenger RNA from Scomber scombrus (Atlantic mackerel), 6899 nucleotides. RefSeq names its product ATPase sarcoplasmic/endoplasmic reticulum Ca2+ transporting 3 (gene atp2a3). The transcript has 21 exons. Gene Ontology annotation, biological process: intracellular calcium ion homeostasis; calcium ion transmembrane transport. Gene Ontology annotation, cellular component: membrane. Lineage: Eukaryota; Metazoa; Chordata; Actinopteri; Scombriformes; Scombridae. Bases 230 to 3244 code for a protein of 1004 amino acids. The record is from RefSeq and is a predicted model, not a curated record. Gene Ontology annotation, molecular function: ATP binding; P-type calcium transporter activity; ATP hydrolysis activity.